Messenger RNA from Lithohypha guttulata, 1407 nucleotides. RefSeq lists its product as uncharacterized. Gene Ontology annotation, cellular component: kinetochore. Lineage: Eukaryota; Fungi; Ascomycota; Eurotiomycetes; Chaetothyriales; Trichomeriaceae. The coding region runs from base 1 to 1407 and encodes 468 amino acids. The transcript has a single exon. The record is from RefSeq and is a predicted model, not a curated record.
AUGGAGCAGACUGCAGCAACCAACGACCUUGAAGCACGCCUAGACGAUCAGAUCGCACACAUUCGCGCGGAAAUCGCUAAGCUACGAGCACAAAAGCAGAGACUGAGUACCACCUUGCUCGGAUCGAGUAGGGUCCAGAAGUGGCUACAGACACGAGAACAUGGAUUUGGAUCGAGCAGUAAAAGCACUGCAGCUUCGGUGUACGAGGACACAGCGAACGGCACCGAAGCGACCAGCAUAGGAAAAAGACUAGAGGACGCGAUCGAGCACUUGAACCACAAGAAUAACGUCAAAGUCCACAAUCUAGCGUUCGGAAUUACCGCCUUCCCAUUCACAGACACCGCACCAGAACGGCGGAAUGCUGAUGGACUUGAGGCUCUGAUGCUCGGGGUGAGGAUUGACUUACAUCCAACAACGCCAGAACUCCUUCAUGUCAACGAAAACACACUCCAAGAUCCAGCAGACGUGCAAGCUACCAAACCGCAAAACCAUACAGAAGAAAGACAAAAUAACGAACACAUGCCCUCAAGCUAUAUUCUCCUCCUUCGUAAACUCCGACACCAAAACCAAACAUACCUCCGCGUCCAUUGGACUAACGUCCCCAAACACAUCGACGUCGAUCUCCACGAACAGCACUACCUACCACUGCCCGACGCGCUCAUGGACGAUGCAGCCGUGACCCUCAAUCAUGACACAAGCACGCGGAACAACAACAACCAACAGGCAGGGAACGAACACCUUCCUGCCGAAGACACUUUCGAAGACGACUCUGGCAUCGACGUUACGCAGGAUCUUGAGGCGCCGGUGCAACAACAGCAUGUACCUCCGACGAUGGGCGUGAAUGCCGCGAACAUCUCCACAAACAACCAGGAUCUACACAGAUUCACCGAGUGUGUGCGUGAUGACUUGCAGAGCUGGUGGUAUCGGAGACAGGGUAUCGAAUACCUCAGACACGUACUAGGACUAAAUACUAGUAUUGCACUCUCCUCCUCCUCCAAGACCGCUCAUCACAACAUCCAAACUCUCGAGCGCAAAACUAAUGACGCGCGGAACAUGAAAAUUGUCUGGAAGAGCGGCGCUGUGGGCUUGCUACGCAUCGGUUACGAUGGCACUAUUGAACGAGCUGUUGUGUAUGGGCUGGGGUCGGGGCUGCAGAAGAAACGGCUAGUUUCGUAUAGUGAUAGUGAUAGUCAUAGUGGUAGCGAGCUUAGCGAGCUUGAGUCGGAUGAUGAUAGGAACGUCUUCCGGACUCAGCCGAGGAGUUUGAGAGAGGGAGGGAAACAGUCGUCUCAGGUGCGGUUGUUUGAGGUUGAGAGAUUGUUGAUGAGGGAUGAGCAGGAUGAUCAAGUUAGGGUGCAGAAUUUGGUUGGGAGGCUGGAGAUUAUUAAUAGAGCAGGAUUGGUGUGA